This is a messenger RNA of Alnus glutinosa, 770 nucleotides long. RefSeq names its product MADS-box protein SVP-like. NCBI's taxonomy places the organism in Eukaryota, Viridiplantae, Streptophyta, Magnoliopsida, Fagales, Betulaceae. Gene Ontology annotation, biological process: positive regulation of transcription by RNA polymerase II. Gene Ontology annotation, cellular component: nucleus. Gene Ontology annotation, molecular function: protein dimerization activity; RNA polymerase II cis-regulatory region sequence-specific DNA binding; DNA-binding transcription factor activity, RNA polymerase II-specific. The record is from RefSeq and is a predicted model, not a curated record. The coding region runs from base 116 to 676 and encodes 186 amino acids. The transcript has 6 exons.
AUCUGACAGACAUAACAUCUAUUUAAUUCGUAUUUCUUUCUACAUAACUCUUCCUAGAAUUAUUUGUUCAUUUGGACUGACAAUUUGGUUGGUUUGAUAAUUUUUUGGAGCAAAAAUGACGAGGAAGAGAAUCGAGAUCAAAAAGAUCGACAACACGAUGGCCAGGCAGGUGACUUUCGCUAAGAGGAGGAAGGGGCUGUUUAAGAAGGCUCUGGAGCUCUCAACUCUCUGUGACGCUGAAAUAGCUCUCAUUGUCUUUUCUUCCACCGGAAAGCUCUUUGAAUACGCCAGCUCAAGUAUGCAGCAGGUAAUUGAAAGAUAUAAUCUGCAGUCAAAGAAUCUCAACAAAAUGGACCAACCAUCUUUGGAGCUGCAGCUUGACAACAGUACCUACUCCUUGUUGUGCGAUGAAAUCGUGGGAAAGACUCAUGAACUGAGGCAAAUGAAGGGAGAAGAGCUCCAAGGAUUGAAAAUGGAAGAACUAGAGAAACUAGAGCAACUUCUCCAAGAAGGCUUGAGCCGCGUUUUAACUGCAAAGGAUGAAAGAUUUGUAGAAGAGAUCAGUGCCCUUGAGCGGAAGGGAGCCCAACUGAUGGAGGAUAACCAACGACUAAAACUGGUAUCAGGCCUAAUUGAAUUUCUUUCUUUCUUCGUUACCCUACUUUUGAUCAAUUGAUGGAAAUGUCUCUUUCAGCAGAUGGAGAAUCAGUUUAACAAUAUAACACGUGUAAUUGAACAAGGUCAGUCAUCUGAGUCCAGCAAUAUUUGCA